This is a messenger RNA of Trypanosoma cruzi, 810 nucleotides long. RefSeq lists its product as uncharacterized. Bases 1 to 810 code for a protein of 269 amino acids. The record is from RefSeq and is a predicted model, not a curated record. The transcript has a single exon. NCBI's taxonomy places the organism in Eukaryota, Euglenozoa, Kinetoplastea, Trypanosomatida, Trypanosomatidae.
AUGGCCGAUUUGAAUACAAAGACAAAGCCUCAUGAUGACGGUGUGCCCAUGCAGGGCUCCUACACGGUGGCAGCGCGGCAUCAAAAGAAAUAUCACCAGUGUGACUGCUACGGGCACCCACAGGGACUUCCGAACUAUAAGAUCCUCGCGCAACCCCGCACGAACAACUACUACCUUGCGACAGGUGGCUGUCCUUGCAUCCCACGGGCCGUGGCUCACCCGGGCAGUUGGCGCCUCAAAGCGGCACAGCUGCGCUCGGCAACACAAACACAUGCCGUAAGCUGCACGAAAAGCCGUCCCGAUGCGACGUGUUGUGUGCAUGCAGGGGAGACAUACGGCUGGAAGCCUGGUCCGCACAGAGUCCUUGCAAAGAACACGGCUGCCUCGGGUCUUUGCGACACAUUUGGUAAUAUGGCCUUUAAGAAGCCAACUGGAGUGCGUGACAAGGACAGUGAUGUCAGCAGCGUCUGUCAGCAGAAGUUGGAGGAUUUGGAAGCCCUCAUCCUCGAUGAACAUGAGGCUCGUCGAAACGUCGAGAUGGACGUAGACGAGCUUAAAGAUAUUCAACAGAGAGGCACGCACGAGGAUUACAGGUUGGACUACUUUAAUGAAAUGAAACGGAAGGAGGCGUCGGCGGCAUCGGAAGCGCAGCUUCACGACCUUUUACGCGAGGUCCGUGCCAUCGUUAAGAGGCCUCUUAAUCAGACCAACAUGGAUAUCCUCCGCCGUGUGGUGGAUCGCCAGGAAUAUUUGAUGCAACUGCGUGCACGCAAGGCGAGUGAGGACUACCCUCAAAUUGUAUACCCGUAA